AUGACUCUGGACAUUUCUUUCAAAGGUGAGUGCCCAAUUCCAGUUCUCCCUCCACAUUCUUCACUAAAAGAAGGAGAGCUAGCAGAUGCCUAUGCUGUUGGAACUGUUCUGCAGUUACAGUGCAUCCCAGGUUAUGUGAAUAUAUCUGGAACAAUUCCUACUAUGAUAUGCCUUGACACUAAUAAGUGGUCAGAUCUUCUUACACUUUGCCAAGGUGUGUGUCCAACUCCGAUCCUCCCUCCCCAUUCUUCACUAAAGGAAGGACAAGAGCUAGCAGAUGCCUAUCGUAUUGGAACUGUUCUGCAGUUACAUUGUAUCCCUGGUUAUAUGCCUAUACCUGGAACAAUUCGUUCUAUGGCAUGUCUUGACAUUAAUAGAUGGUCAGAUCUUCCUAAAGCUUGUCAAAGAAGAAAUUGUCCUACUCCACACAUAGAAAAUGGCAACAUAGAAUCUGGAGAUGGCAUCUUGCUCGGAGAUCAAAUAACCCUUUCUUGCAAUCAUGGAUAUAGAAUGAGAGGUUCUUCCACUGUACAGUGUGUUUUGAGGUUUGGAAAAGUUGACUGGGAUAGAGGACUUCCACAUUGCAAAAGUAUUCCUUGUGCUAUCCCACCUGUAAUUGCCAAUGGAAUAUAUAACCCAAGUCCUUCAGAUGAAUACUACGUUGGCUUGACAGUAACAUAUUUAUGUGACCGUGAUUACUCCCUGAUUGGAGAUUCAACUAUUCAAUGUGAAGUUGCAGAAAAUGGGGUAGAUGGAAUAUGGAAUAUGCUUCCACCUGAAUGUAAAAAAGUCAAGUGUCAUAAACCAAACAUCCAAAAUGGGAUAAGGCGAGAUUGGUUUGAUCGCAGGAAUACAUAUGAGUAUCAGACUAUGAUAUCGUUCAAGUGCGAUUUUGGCUACACUAUGGUAGGGUCACCAAGUGUUCAAUGUGAUGCUAAUAGUGAAUGGAAUCCUCCUGUUCCGCGCUGUGUUAAGAGUGUAGUCAUGACUACUACCAAACCAACCAGAUCUUCCCCAUUUGCUCUUUCCCCUAACCCCUCAGAAGAAGGUAAGACUGAAGGAUCUGGCAAAACAAUUGGAAUUACUAUUGUUAUUUCAUGUUUGCCACCAUCAGAUAUUCCCCAUGGCAAGCACAUUGGAAAUUAUUUGGAAGAUUUCUCCUAUGGGACAGGCAUAACAUAUACAUAUGACAAAAGCUACCUCUUCAUUGGAAAUGCUUCUAUUUACUGUACUACUAAAAACAGGAUAUAUGGAGAAUGGAGUGACCAUGCAUAUUGUGGAGCUGGGAUUUCAUGCUCCAAUCCUUGUUCUUGUGUUAUUCCCUAA
Messenger RNA from Thamnophis elegans (Western terrestrial garter snake), 1326 nucleotides. Its product is annotated as complement receptor type 1-like. The coding region runs from base 1 to 1326 and encodes 441 amino acids. The record is from RefSeq and is a predicted model, not a curated record. The transcript is spliced from 10 exons. Lineage: Eukaryota; Metazoa; Chordata; Lepidosauria; Squamata; Natricidae.